Molecule: messenger RNA, 645 nt
Organism: Sphenostylis stenocarpa
Lineage: Eukaryota; Viridiplantae; Streptophyta; Magnoliopsida; Fabales; Fabaceae
Source: the annotation of a GenBank genome assembly
AUGCAUAACUCCGUUCUCUUUUAUGCACCAUUUGCUUUGGUAGUGGAGUGGGGGAGGAAUCCAGGGAGUGGGAAGAAUAUUUUGACAUGGCAGGCAUGGUUGAUGGACGACAGCAACGAAGAUCCAAGGCUUCCUCACCGUCGCGAUCCCAACGUAUCAGUUUCAUUGGACCAAUUGGCAGAAUUGGGAGUCUUAUACUGGAAGCUGAAUCCAACUAUCUAUGAGAACGAUGAAGAGUUGACCAACAUUAGAGAAGCUAGGGGAUACAACUACAUAGACAUGCUUGAUUUAUGCCCAGAAAAGGUGGAAAAUUAUGAAGAGAAGCUGAAGAAUUUCUACACUGAACACAUUCACCAAGAUGAAGAGAUUCGUUAUUGUUUGGAAGGAAGUGGCUACUUUGAUGUGAGAGGCAAGGAUGAUCGUUGGAUUCGCAUUUUGAUCAAGGCCGGUGAUCUUAUCAUUUUACCGGCUGGAAUUUAUCAUCGGUUCACCCUAGACCCGAGUAACUAUGUGAAGUUAAUGAGAUUGUUUAAGGGAGAGCCAGUGUGGACAGCAUAUAAUCGACCACAAGAAGAGAAUCCUGCUAGAAAGGAAUACAUUAAGGUCCUGAAGGAAAAAAUUGGAGUGCCACUUGAAGCUCAUUAA